Messenger RNA from Centropristis striata (black sea bass), 5443 nucleotides. It is a transcript of the gene zic4, whose product is annotated as zic family member 4. Gene Ontology annotation, molecular function: RNA polymerase II cis-regulatory region sequence-specific DNA binding; DNA-binding transcription factor activity, RNA polymerase II-specific. The record is from RefSeq and is a predicted model, not a curated record. Gene Ontology annotation, cellular component: nucleus. Lineage: Eukaryota; Metazoa; Chordata; Actinopteri; Perciformes; Serranidae. The transcript has 2 exons. Gene Ontology annotation, biological process: central nervous system development; regulation of transcription by RNA polymerase II. Bases 3144 to 4748 code for a protein of 534 amino acids.
UUUAAAGGUCUGUUAUUAUCAACUUAUCCCUUUCACUUCUUAGGGGAUCCACACAACGUUUUGUUGUGCGCACGCUUGUGUGUUUUUGCACUCCCUUGAACGCAACGUUUGCGCGUCCACUGGAGCUCACACCAGUGGAACAUCUGUGCUUUAGAUUUCCACAUCAUCAUGCUCACCAGCACACCACACGUUCAGAAAGGUUACCUUGGAUAUAUAGGCCAGUAUUUAACUUGGAUCUUACUAGUAUGCCUAAUGUAUCCAUCACGGGCUGGCUGUGCUUGUGCAACUUACUCAUUUCUUCUUGCAGGCCAGUGAUGCAUAGCCUGUGUGUAAAACGUUGUGGGUUGUCGAAGUUAUCAAGUGGGAUUUGCGGCGCUCUCUGCAGGAACCUCCGGCUGCUAGAGUUCAAAGCCACAUGCACAGACGUGCCAUGCGAACCAUUAAAAUAUCUUCUUGGCUACUAGGCUAGUUUCUACAAGGCAUUUUCCAAGUCAGUCUUAGGAGACCAGGGAAAGAGGGGAAGUUUUGUUGUUCUCAACUUAACAAGUACACCUUCUACUUGAUCCGGCGUUUUAGGUAGCUCACUACUCUGCUAUGCAAAAUUUGGAGGGAUCUCGGUCAACAGGUGGACAAACGGUAAGAACAGCAUAUCAUUGCAAAAGGGGAAAGUCAAGACUGGAGGUCAAUUACGAAGAAGUGAGGCUAAAUUAGAAAUUGUGUGCCAAGAAAAGACUUGUAGGAAUUGUACAGAACUUUCCGUUUAAACUUUCUAUGCCACUUAUGUGCCUCAAUAUUAUUAUAAUAUAUGUAACUUAUAUGCGUAAAAGAUGCGCCCUAAUCAAAACGCCAUUAACCGUUCAGUGUCAUGGUCCUAAUGCGCUGGAGUCUUACUGUAGAAUUUAAAAUGGCUACCUGGAGCUUUUUAGGAUUUACUGUGAAAGUCAUAGCAGCAAAACAGAGGUUUUUUAUUACACGUCAUUGCUAUAUUUAGUUUUAUUUUUUUAAUUUUUGUUUGGGAUCUACAACUCCCCUGCUUGUCCCUAAGAGUGAGUGCAGGCAGGCACAACUUGGACCAGAAAUAGCACUUCAAAGUUUUGCAUUACGCUGGUGCUAUGAUGCCUCUGAAGGCUACAGCUGUGAGCCUCAUGAAACCCCACGCGUAAAGGCCAUUUAAUAAACAUCUUUGGAUCCGUCAUGUCUCAAAAUAUUGACUCAAUUUCUAACGUGCUGGAUAUGACGCUGUCAGCAAAGAUUUUGACAAGUCAAUUCAGAGGAAAAAAAACAAGAGGAAUACAGUUUUUUAAUUAUUUUUCUCACAUUAAAUUUUUUUUUCCAGAUAAGUAAGUGUCCUUUUGUUCAGCAUAUAUAGUUAAUUACUUUGGUUAAACUGAAAACCACACAUUCAGCCAUAUAAAACACACAUCAUGUGUCCCAUUGAUUUUCUCAUCAACGGAUUUUUUUUUUUUUUUUGAGGAGGUGAAGAUACUGACAAGCGUCUGUGACAGUAAAUUAUGCAGUAGUCUUAAAUCCUUCACAAAUUACUUAUGAGAAGUUAAAUAACACAUUUCAUAUUUGACAUUAAAGUGAUCAUCACUGUAUGGGACUUUAUUUAACGCAGCAAUUUAUUUUUGUGUGCCAUUACAAAGAUUAAGCGUUAACUCCAAAAACCUCCCCCCAAAAUAUCUGAAGCGUUCGGUAACACAGUUUAGGUUGCAAAACACAAGCUAUAAGUCACUUACAAUCAUAAAGUCAUAACUGUAAAUGAUAAAAGUAUUACUCUGUCAAUACAAGAAAAAAGUUCUAAAUUCCCGAGCUGUGAUUUGCAAGUAAUUAUGUUACAUUUUCGGCCAUCCAUGUUAUGUUUGUUACAGAUAAAAAUGUCCACCGUGCUGCUGAGUAUGAUCCGUGUACAGUAACAUCCAAACAUCACUCAACAUUUUCAUAACUACUCACUUGAAUUUUAAAAUAGUUUGACUUUUUAAAAGAGAAAGUCCAUUGGACAAAAUAGCAGAUAAUUUAUAUGACAAGUUGUUGUGAUCUUUAACUUAUAUAUCGCUUUUUAAGCAUUUAAACAAAAAACAGACAAUAAUCACAAUGUAUUACACUGUAGGAUAAUAUUAUAGUAACCGAUACUUACAGUACACACAGGUUUUAUUUUCAACUUAAGUCAGCAACGGCACCACCUCCUAUGACCCUCAUGUGCUGCCGUCCGGGGUCUAAAGCAAAAUUACCCCGGAUCAUAACAACAGGUCCCGUCCAUUACAUUUUUUUCCCCUCGGGACAAUGGCCGCAGCUCGCCCUAUUCACACUUACUACACACACGGAUCCCACUAAGCAGAGCGCGGAGCCGCCACUGUAGUACACGCUGAAGGGCGAACUGCUGGAUAUGUAAAUAUGGAUACUUAUCAAAGCGCAUAUUAUGGUAUGUACUCCGGACUAUUUUAAACUCCCAGGCGGAGUUUUUCCUCUGGUUAAGUUGACAAGUUUCUCCCCGCUGACUCCGAUCUUUUACGUGCGUAAAGCUGUGCGUAAUUUGUGCGUAAAGUUGUCCUUCGUACGUUGCGGGGACAGAAUGAAGAUAUCACUGCAUUAUUUAUGAUCCUCACAACUUUUAUACUGACAAUAUGCAUACUCUGGCGAGGCAGUCUGUGUUGUAAUUGCAGAAUCAAAGUGGGGAAAUUGCUGUUUCAUAGCCGCGCAGCUUUUGUUCGCUGCUACAAAAGAAAGACGACUGUAUAUCUGGAUCAACUUUUUAGGACUUUUAUUGUACAAUAACCUUUGCAUAACAACUAUUUUUCUCAAGCGUUGCCUGAGGCACUGCGCAUGCGCGCUGGCUGCUUGCUGUCACUAAGACAUUUUUCUUCACGUUGGAAACUGUCACUGGUGACGUCAAUCACCGAGCUCUGACCAAUUAGAGCGCAGGGUGAUUGUUUAGCUCCACGGGCUGCAGCGCCUACCAUGAAUCUCUAUUCAGUAUCAAAGCGUCCUGCUGCUGCCUCUCAACCGAAUGGGAUUCCAUGUAGUCUGCAGAUAGACUUAACUUUAUAAAGUCUUUUUUCUUUAUUUUUCAUUGCGAUUAAAAUAUAUUUGUCAUCAUCAUUAUUAUUUUGCCUGCUGUCAAGUUAUUCUAAAAUUAGGAAGUAAUGAGCGUGGAUGCAUUGGGAAGCCCCGUGAUGGACCCUACGUUUUCCAAACGGAACACGGCGCUGAGAUUAGUUGACUUGGCAGGGGCUCACCACCAUCACCAUCAUCACCACCAUACCCCUCAGAGCGUGACAGGCUUCCCGGGGUUCAGCAGCCAUCCACACUCAAUGGCUCACUCGCACCCUGGGGAGAUUACUGCGGAACCCCGCCUGGGGCCGAGUCCAUUCGGGCCAGAACACAUGGGGCACUCCGCGGCCCUCAAAAUCAGCCCAGCCCAUCAUUAUCCCCACCACCAUCACCACCACCACAAUCAUCAUAUGGCAGGCCACAGUGAAGUGGUCUCCAGUCAAACGGGAGCUUUUGGCCCGGUUCAGGCGACAUCGGUGCCCUAUUCUAUGUCUCACACGGCCCAGGCUUUAUCCGCAGGUAGGGAUUUCCUCAUCCGGAGAGAUCUGACAGCUCAAGCCAUGCCAGUACUGACUGACCAGACUGCUGGUUCAGCCUCUCACCACGGAAUGUUUGUCUCAACAACAGGUAGCUAUCCCGGACACUAUGGUCAUCACCCUGACGCUGGGAACCAUACCCUCUUCUCCGGACUCCAUCACGACCAGCCUUCUAGCGGAUCACCGGGUGGCCAAGCGCUGAAUGGACAAAUAAGGUUAGGACUACCUGGAGAAAUGUACGUUAGGUCUGAUCACUUGAGUCAAGUGGCAAGCUCCAGGGCUGAUCCGUUCUCCGCCUCGCCGUUGCAUGGCUACGGUGGUCUGAAUCUGAACAUGAAUCUCAGCGCUCACCACCACCACCACCACCACGGAGCCGGUGCCUUUUUCCGCUACAUGAGGCAGCCGAUAAAGCAAGAGCUCAUCUGCAAGUGGCUGGAGCCGGAGCACUCGCCGAAGAAACUUUGCUCCAAAACUUACAGCACCAUGCAUGAACUGGUAACGCAUGUAACGGUGGAGCACGUUGGAGGACCAGAGCAGGCGAACCAUAUAUGUUUUUGGGAAGAGUGUCCGAGGGAAGGCAAACCAUUUAAAGCCAAGUACAAACUUGUAAAUCACAUUCGAGUGCACACCGGGGAGAAACCGUUUCCGUGCCCGUUCCCUGGCUGUGGGAAAGUGUUCGCAAGAUCCGAGAAUCUUAAGAUCCACAAAAGGACGCACACAGGUGAAAAGCCCUUCAAAUGUGAGUUUGACGGCUGCGACAGACGCUUCGCCAACAGCAGUGACCGGAAAAAGCACUCCCACGUCCACACCAGCGAUAAGCCCUACAACUGCAAAGUGAGAGGCUGUGAUAAGUCCUACACACACCCCAGCUCCCUGAGGAAACACAUGAAGGUGCACUGCAAGUCCCCCCCACCCAGUUCGGGCUACGAGUCCUCCACCCCGUCCCUGGUCUCCCCCUCCUCAGACUUGGGCCGGGAGCCAGGAGGCUCCUCGGUGCUGUCGGAGCCGGUGGGAGCCUCCCAGCCCGCGAAUUUAAGUGAAUGGUACGUGUGCCACAGUUCAGGUGCCAGCGGCGCCCAAACACCACCCAGCGGGCCCUCUACGCCAGACCCCACAGACGAGCCACCUUACAGAAACCCAGAACCGAGGGACGCGUUUUAAUCCAAUUGGACUCAAACACGGUGCCAGAAGUGACAGAACACAUUUUAAAAGCCUAACUAUUAAAAAUGGUUUGGCUUCGGUGCCUAUAUGCCUGUGAAGGCCCACUGGUCCCCCUUUUGGAUGCGCUACCAAACAGACACCCAGAGCCAAGAGACGCGUUUUAACCACAUUGGAAGGAAAAACCUUAAAGACGUGCUAAUUUCCAGGCACAUUAAAAAGAAUAUAUUUUCAAACCUCAGCUAUUGAAAAUGCUUGGCUCAGUGCCUGUUCGCCCUGACGGCCCACUGGUCCACUUGUGGAGAGAGUCGUGUAAAUCCGUUAGACUAUGUGGUACAUUAUUGUAGGCUAGGCAUGUUGGUGUAAAAUUAUUUUGUAAAUUCGAGUUUCGACUUCAAUAUGUUUUUAUUUAUUUUUCAAUCUGAUAUUGAAGGAUUUUGUAUUAUCGAACCAAAGUGCAUGUUUCAAUUAGGGCAAAGUGUACAUUUGUAAAUUUUGUAAGUUUCGAUGUGUUGAUGUUGAUAGUUUUGUAAGGAUCUGUCCCAGCAGCUUGUUACUCAUUACUGCAGUUAUUUGUACAAAUAUUUUAUGUUUACAGCAUUUUUUCCAUUUGUGCAGAGGGUCAACAAUUGAACUGUUUCAUAAGCCUGCAGUAUUUGAUAUACGACCGUGAAAUUAUAAAUGUUUUAUCAAAGUGG